AUGGUGGCCAGGUCCGGGAUAGAGGAUUCCACCACCAUCUCAGCUGUUCUCACCACUCGCUGCAAGUCCUUCUUUUCAGCAGCUGUGCAGACUCUGUACCAUGAUGUGCAGCAGAGGAGCCCUUCCAUCUGGACCGUCCCUCUCUCUCAGAGCGCGCUCACGACUCACUCCAAUGACGCUGCGCGCUCCCGUGGCCCACACACAACAGUCGCUAGAGACGCUGCUGGAGUGGAGACAGGACAAGUGCACUCAGCCACUACAUCCAACCUAUAUGGGACCGAACAGCGACGUGGAGCGAACACCGAGAAUCCUCACCACACCAGCCCGCUUUGGGAGGCUCUGAGCUCGGGAGAGACGAUGCUCAAGGCGGGGGUCUCCCCGGGCACUGGGCACGAUGUGGAGGUUAGGUGUGUGGUGGUGCUGUGGGGGCUGGUGGUUCGCGGGGAGCUUGAAUCAGAGACGGACUUAGGGAGACUUCCCCCGCCGGAAAAGUUGGAUUUCGGCUACGUCCCCGCGGGAGUUUACGAGACUCUGGCCCAUUACGAACCGGGACCAAUCGGGAUUCUGUUUCAGCUGGUGCACGCUUUUCUACACGUGGUACAGCCCAACCCGUUUCCACACGAUCUUGCUGUGACAUUGGCCAAGGAUAAGUUUGUUGCUUUCCAGAAGGAGUAUCGACAGCCAGAGAACAUAGUGCUGACCCUUCAGGUGAUCUACUAUGAGAUCGGCUUCGUGGUGUGUGCCGCCCUGGGCCUCCUCUUCACCGUCCUGGUUCCGUUGGUGGGCCUGUUCUUCUGCCUGUGCCGGUGCUGUGAUAACUGUGGAGGAGAGAUGCACCAGAGGCAGAGGAAGAACGCAGACUGCAGGAGGGGGGUGCUGGGGACCCUCCUCUUCUCCACCUCGCUGGUCAUCACGAUUGGAGUUUUGUGUGCCUAUGCCUCCAACCAGACCCUGAGCUCGCAGGUGAAGAACAUCCGCAGAUUGGUCAAUACCAACAUGAGGGACCUGCACACCUUUGCCAAUGAUACACCAAUGCAAAUCGAUUACCUGAUCUCCCAGUACGCCACUGCUAAGAACAAAGUCAUCUACGACCUGGAUAACAUUGGCCCAUUACUCGGGGGAAGGAUACACGGUCAGCUGGAUAAGGAGGUGCACCCCGCCCUGAACCGAGUGCUCAAUAUGGCUGGAGCCAUGCGGGAGACUAAAGAGGCUCUGGAGAAUGUGAGCGGCUCUCUGGUCAUAUUAAAAGACGGCACAGGUAAACUAAAUUUUAACCUGAGCCUGGUACGCACCAGUAUAAACCGCACCCUCAACGACCCGGGCUGUUACGAUGAGGGGUCUGAUGCCACCACCGCCCAACUGUGCCGCAACAUACGCCAGUCUCUGUCCCAACUGCAGAUCAGCGCCAACUUCACACGGUUACCCAAUGUCAGACCUCAACUGGAAAAGGUGAAAGAAGUAUUAAAAACAAACCUCAGUGAAAUAGUCCACAGGGGGUACUCAUCUUUAAACGACACGCCCCAUAUGGUGAUAGAGCAGACCAGAAGUGUGGUAGAAAGUGUACGGAGUUUGGUGGACGACAUUGGCAAAAACAUCACAAAGUUUUCCAAAGUGUUCCCGGUACAGAGCAGCCUGUCCAACUUCACCAUCUUCAUAAGCCACGCCCACGCCAAAAUCGAGGACUACUACCCGGAAAUCGAUCAGAUGGACUUUUACAGAUGGGCUGCGUGCAUUGGCCUGUGCUGUAUGAUAGUUCUGGUGCUGGCCUUUAACUACCUGGGCCUGCUGUGUGGAACUCUGGGAUACGACAAACAUGCGUCUCCCACAACAAGAGGCUGCAUCUCCAACACAGGAGGAACUAUGCUCAUGGCUGGAGUCGGCUUCAGCUUCCUGUUCUCAUGGGUGCUCAUGGGAGUGGUCACCGUCAUCUUUGUGACUGGAGGGAACAUGGAGAAACUGGUGUGUGAAGCCUUCCACACCAAAGAGCUCUUUAAGGUGGUGGACACUCCAUAUCUUAUCAACCCCGAGUGGAAAAACUUCCUCCCUGGAUACAUCUACAGAGACCCUGAGCUGGAUCUGACUGUGGAGAGCUUUUACAGCACCUGUAAAGAGAACAAAGGGAUCUACUCGGCUCUGCGCUUGGAUAAACUUUUCAACAUCACCUCCUUCCUCAACACUUCAGAUUUUACUAAGGAUGUGGUGGAGGAGCUGGACACAGUGAAGAUUGACCUGAGGACCAUUAUGCUCUUGGAAGCAGAAGGAAAAAGGAAUCUUCUGGAUUUUUCCGAGGCGGGGCUGUCUGAAAUCAACCAUGCAGACUACCUUGAGGAGGUCAACAAAGGAGUCACUGUAGUGGAUGUACUAUCAUAUGCAAGAGAGUUGGAGGCCCAAACAGACCUGAUGCCUCGUAGCCCUCUUCAGAGCUCUCUGAAGGGCCAUAUCGGAACACUGCGUCAAAUCCACACUCAGCAGAUCGUCCCUAUGGAGCAGACCAUGAGUGCCUUGAAUCAGAGUAUGAGGUACCUGGAGAGAACGACAUCAGACCUACCAAACAAAGUUUUAGCUGUUCUAGAAGCGAUUGACACGGCUCAGUUCCUGAUCUCGCAGAAUGCUUCAAACAUGAUCCGCCAGGAAACCAAAAAGUACACAGCGACCAUUGUGGGCUACUUCAAUCAAUACAUAGAAUGGGUCAAGAUGUCCCUAAUGGAAGAAGUCGCACAGUGCAAGCCUUUUAGCAACAUCCUGGACACGGCUGAAAUUUUUACCUGCAGUUUCCUGGUUGACUCAAUGAAUGCAUUCUGGAUGGGCCUGGGCUGCAGUACUCUGUUCCUGCUCCCGAGUAUCAUCCUGGCUGUCAAACUGGCCAAGUACUACCGUCGCAUGGACACAGAGGAUGUUUACGAUGACAUUGAAACUAUUCCCAUGAAAACUAUGGAAAUUGGUAAUAAUGGUUAUCAAUGCGAGCUUGCACAAGGUAUCCCAAACCCAAUGAUGAUGAGCAUCCCCUCCUAUGACACUAUGAACAGGUUUCCCCGGGCCUCCGCUCCCCCCAGACACAUCGACUGGUGAAUAGUGCUUCGGAAAGGGCCCCGGAAAACUUAAACUAAAUAACACAGUGCUUUUUACCUUGGAAGACAUGACACCAGAGAAGUCAGGACUUAAAGAGGACACUCCAAGUAAUUUUAGUAACACUCCACGCUUCCUCCAAACCACUCCACAACUGGAUAACUACUAUUAUCCAAGACUUUGUAAUUGGAACUCAUUUGGUGUCGAUCUGAGCCAGACUGCUGCAUUUACAUCAGCGAUGGAUUCAAAAGCACCUGAAGCCACAAGAGAAGACUUAACUUUACACAGACACUCAAGUUAUGUGAUGCAAGCUUAUAGUGGAAAUGCGAUAUUUUUCAGGACAAACUUCUGGAGUCAAUGGACUUGUUGGACACACUGGAAAUCAUAGAGAAUAUAGCGUGGUGGCACAAAUGUAUUCACUACAUUUAGCAACACAUGAUGAAAUGUUUACAAUGUUAGCUUGGACAGAGCUAGUUUGGGGCUCAUGUAAUAAUGUCUGUCUGCCUGCUGAACCGGAUUGAGUUCAGUGGACUGGUAUGAACCUAGACUAGCAAUGUAAACAAAAUAUAUACAGUUAUUGUAUAUAUUUACUGGUUCAAAUAAGUUACUGAAUUUCUAUCCACAAAGACGCAUUCAAUAUUAGGGAGGGUAUAGCCUACUAAUCAAAUAACAGCAUGAGUACGUGGUCGUUUUUAAAGGUUUUUCUCCUUAUCAUUUUUACUUGACCCUAGAACUUGGGUUAACUGAAAGAGUUUAAGUGUUUAGUCCCUAAACACUUAAACUCCACCCACAACCACAUUUCAAGUAGAGCUGUUUCACUGGGCAAUACCUGGAGGACUAAACAAAGGAGUGAGAGAGCAGGAGGGACAGCGUGGCGCGUGACAGAUACUUAGAUUUAGGCUUUUUUUUUUUUUCUUAACUAGAAAGCCACAAAUUGACCUAGUUUACACUAAAGUUGCCAAAAAUUGAUUGCAAGUAAAUGAUGCUAUAAAACCUUUUUCCUCCAGUGAGCUUCUUCUAAAAAAUGAAAAUGCCAGAGAGCUACUAGUUUUAGUAAUCACAAGAAAUUGAGCAUAUAACAGUGUUUCCCGCAGGGCUUUAUAGUUAGGGUGGCCAUCUGGACAACAAUUGCCCUCCAUCUUGACUACAUAUCCCUCCAAACCACAUGAAUCCUCGCUAAACUAUGGUCGUUGUGCGCUGGUCUUCACUUUUCACCUCCCCCAUAGAUGCCUAUAAAACAUAAACCAUGUACAAUAGUAACAGACAUUUAAUUAAUCAAAUUUUACUUAUUCAGCACAAUAAGUAUAAUUCAGAAAUCCCUUGGUGAGCUAUUUGGAAGGGGGUGGAGAGCACCAGUAGCUCCCGAGCUACAGGUUGGAGACCCCUGCUGUAAAACAUUGUAAAAAGUGGAUUUAGUGCUUAGUUUAGUUCCACUUUAAAUCUUGGUUAUAAACUAGCAAAUGUGUUGAAGGUUAUUGAAGCUCCUGGCCAGUUUUCUUAUAUAUUAUACCAACUGAGCACAAAAAGCAGCGCUUAUAGACAAACCUGUCAAAGACUAAAUGGAAAAAAUAUGAAACGUCCAUCUCACUGCUGUGUUUUAGGUGCUUAGUGUUAAUUUCACCAACACACCAAUAUUGCAGAAUAAUAUUAACAUAAUUUUUAAGACUUACAGGGGGUCUCAGGUGUUUAGUUCACAAUCCUAUUAUGUGUUUGUUAUGGAAGCAGCUUUACACAAAUCUGUUGAACUUCUAAAUUUAUUCAAAGCCAUUGUGUUUUCUACUGCUCUGAUUGUGUUAGCUGGGCUUUGUAUGCUGAAUCGUAUCUGUAACGCAUUGGGGAAAAAAAAACAAACAAACAAUCUCGCCAGUCCCUGACCACGCCGUCUAUGUUUACAAUCUACAUUUGUAAUUACAGAGGGAAAGUUGACAAUCCAUUUGAUGUGAUAGUGUUGUCAGUCAAUCAAAGAGGACGCUUGUAGAAAUAUGCUUUAGCUUCACAUGUGAUGACACUGCACACAGAGAAAGCAUAGCCAUACUUUUUCAUUAUGUUAUACGGUGAUUUAUCUUAACCAAGCUGACCUAUUUUUUUAGUUACACAUUUUAUUGUAGCAACAUUAAAGGCCCUGUGACUGAUUUUUGUUCCAUGCAAAAUUUGUCAUGUCCCCGUACAGAUGUAUUGUAUAGCAGUACUUGAAGUCAUAAUGUCUGCUGCGUGCUGUCCAUAUCUAAUUAUAAAGCAUUUUAUUGUCCAAGAAUCAGGAAGUGGUUAGCAUGAGUUAUUGUUAGCUUUACAAUAGGGGCAAAUUUCCGCUCUGGCCUCGUGGUGAAUGAUUACGAUGCUAGGAAUGCAUAAGGUAAGUGAUGAACAACUUUGGACCACUGCAAACUGUUUAAAAUGAAGUAAUUCUGUUUUUCACAUGCAGUAUUUAGGAUAGUACAAAUCGGCUUUAAGCCAUCACUCAAAAAAGUAGGAUAUUUUUAUUUGUUUCCAUAGCGACUAACAUUAACUUUCCGAUUGGUAUGUUUUCUCUGUGUGCCAUGAGUAGUCACAAGACGAUAAUGUAAAUGUUUUAUGAAGUGCUUUACUGUAGAUACAGGGAGUAUCCACAUGCUAAAGGACUGCCACUGUGUUGUGUGGCUUUCUGUCAUAAAUGGACUGAAAAGUGCAGCUCCAAAGCUCAGCACUAGAGGAAAAGAUGUAUAUGAGGAAGGAAAACUGUGCAAAUUGUGAAUAAAAAAAAGAAACAUUUCAUUCACUACAGAAAUGUGUGCUUUUGUUGUUGCCAUGCCGUGUAGAGUUGUGAGUUUGAUUCCUGUCCAAAGCAAAUACAGUCGACUGUUAUGUUUUACAAAAUGUCUGGAUGGAUGGUUCACUGCAGUCCAGUUAUUUUAACACCACUUUACUACUGUUAUUUUUUUUACUACUGUUAUUCAUGUUGGGUUUAAAUAUCUAAUGAGGACAUUACAUUGAUAUUAAUUUCUUGAAAACUGAUCCUACUAAUAUCCAGGACCUGAUUUUUGUCCUCAUAAAAGGAGGCACUGCCCA
This is a messenger RNA of Boleophthalmus pectinirostris (great blue-spotted mudskipper), 6111 nucleotides long. RefSeq names its product prominin 1a (gene prom1a). Bases 1 to 3069 code for a protein of 1022 amino acids. The transcript is spliced from 30 exons. Gene Ontology annotation, cellular component: microvillus; prominosome; cell surface. Gene Ontology annotation, molecular function: cholesterol binding. NCBI's taxonomy places the organism in Eukaryota, Metazoa, Chordata, Actinopteri, Gobiiformes, Gobiidae. The record is from RefSeq and is a predicted model, not a curated record.